Rotaria sordida is the source of this 2229-nucleotide messenger RNA. NCBI's taxonomy places the organism in Eukaryota, Metazoa, Rotifera, Eurotatoria, Philodinida, Philodinidae. The record is from the annotation of a GenBank genome assembly.
AUGGAUUUGGAACAAACUGAUUCACCACAAGAAAAUAUUCGUUCGUCUUAUCCAACAUCUACACAAUCAACUGAUGAUGGUAAAAUUCCAGUAUCAGAGAUGGACGAGCCGCGGUGUAACACCGCCCCGCCCCGCCGACGGGGGCGGUGCGCAAACUUGACGGGGCGGGGCGGUGACGAUGCAUGACGAAAUUUCGCGGUUUCCCCACCUUUGUAUAACCUUCAUUUUUUAAAUAUACUCAGAUCUUUAGUGCCAUCGUUUAAAAAUUUUUAAAACUUUUUCACACAAAACUAAUUAGUAAAAAGAAGCUUGUUAGUGCAGCUCCAAAGGAGCUAAAAUGUGGAACCCACGUAUAUUUUCAAAAUUUUUUAUCCUGAUGCCUAAUUUUUAAAUUGUAAAAUACCUUUUUUUCGAAUACGUAUGAAAUAAUUGAUAUAUUAUAUAAAAAUUAGAGCCCUUUAUGCGCGGUUGCUGAGGUCUAUAAUGGUGGAUUGUCUGUAAUCAUGAGAUGUCUGUAAUGGGGGGGUAUGUCUGUAAUUGGGGCAUAUCUGUAAUGUUCUCUUUCCGAUUGCUAUGUGUCUGUAAUGGGAUGGGGAGAGGGGAGGGGGAGCCGCCAAACCUCAAACUUAAAACAUACACUUACUAUUUUCUUCGAAAAUAUAAGUGAGUUUCACAAAAUGAGUGAUUUUAUUAUAAUUGUUUUCCAUUUUCAUGUUUAUUUUUUUUCUAUUUUGAAAUGAUGUUUAUGCAUUUAAAAUAUGCCUUUUCAUCUCAUGAAAUAAAAUAGUCAUUAUCAAAGUUUAAGGAAAAAUUUGUCGAGAAACAGUUUUUGAAAACAUUUUCGACGGGGCGGGACGGGGCGGGACGGGGCGGUGACGAUGCGGAAUUUUAUCAACGGGCGGGAUGGGGCGGUGACGGCGCGGCUUUUUUGCUGGCUCGUCUAUCUCUGUUGUGAACUAAACGCAAAUGAAGGUCUUUGGUGCAAUCAAAAGGCAUUUGUUCGUUUACGUACAGAUCAAAGUUUUGAAAAAAUGAUAAAAUUAAUAGUGGAUUCUCGUAUACAUUUUAUCGAAUGAAAUAUUGCAUUAAAAUUAUUCCCACGGUUUUGGCGUUCCAUCGAAACAUAUUCUCAAGGUCAAACGCAUAUUGAUGUAUUAAAACUGUUUUUCAGUCAACUUUGCAAAACAUCAGUUCAAUCACAUCGUAGAAUAUGAAAUAAAAACAUAAACAAACCUUCCUGAACAUAUUCUUUUCUAUUUCAAUACAUUUAUUCAGCGUGUCUCCAUUCAUAUUGUAUAACCAAGCAUGAAGAGUGAUUAAUCUGUCCAUUAAAGAUCAUAAAAUAUCGAUUAAUAUCACAAAACUAUGUUCUUUCCAGGGAAGGUUUUCCAAAGACUUCUUGAAGAUCUUCUAGAAAUUUCGAAAGUAUGUCCAUUCGAUUUGUCAUCGGUUUUCACCUAUUUGAAUAGAUUAUUCACUCGGUUUGAAGAAGAAAUAGACAUUUUAUUCAAAGAUAACCUUCGCUUUUGUCCUAUGAUACUAGUACAAACGAUUUUUCUGAACAUAGAAAAGAGAAGAAAAAAAAAGCAAUGCGUAACUUUGUGACUGGUGCUAUGAUGAGUCGAAUGAGAUAAAAUAUAUGACUCUAUCACUUACGUAGAAAGACUAGAUAGGUUUACAAAAUCGACCUAUAUGUGAUGCACUCGACGCAAAUCGAAGCGCCAUCACAAAUAGAGUUUUGGAUCUGUAGUCGAUUUAACAACUUAUUUCCACUCAGUUUUUGAUGCUGAAUCUGAAAAAUUAUUUUCAGAAGCAAAAAAAGAAUAAAGUAGAAAGUUUUGUACGUUUCGAGAAAGGAUGUUUUUUUUCUCGAAAAACGACACCGUUCGAGUAUUUCGUAUUUUUCAACCGGAAGGAAGCAUUUGCUAAAGCAAAAAAGUAGAUUUUUGUAACCAACAGCUUAAUCUCUAUCCCAUGAUGUAAAAAAAUGCGAAAAAAAUUUUACUUGAAGUUCGAAUUACCUGCACCUUACUUUAUUGGACGAAGUUUCAUUCAAUUUUCUCAUUGUUCAACUGAGAGAAUUCAUAUCUGAAACAUAAUAUUAAAAAAAAAAACUAAUAAUCCUUUAAGAUUGAGUAUACAUUCAAUAAGAUGUGCAAGAAAACAUGUAUAACGAACAGACGUAAGGUGCCGGAAAUGCAAAAUUGGAGUGGAUUUUAUUUCUCGUUC